CUAAAUUUUCGUUUUUGGUCGAAAAUGUUGACUUCGAAAUACCAAAAAAAAAAAAAAGUUGUAUGUGAGUGGGCAUAGGUAGCUUCCUCAGACUGAGUCGACAACUCUGAUCAAAAGUACUAGAUUUUGAUACCUCUGCCAAAAUUACUGUUUUUUUUUUUCUUUCUUUCUUUCUUCUUCUUUUUACAGAUUAGAGAGGAGAGUAGUAGAGCUCUUCCAGCUCCAACAAUGGCGGCUGUUGAAGAGGAAAAGACCCUUCAAGACGAGCUCUCACUUCCAAUCCUCUUAGCUGACCGAGUCAUCAAAUUGGCUCAAGAAGCCGAGUCAUCUAAGCAAGACUGUUCCGAACUCGCUAAGCAGGUCGACCGGCUUUCCCAGUUGCUCCGCUCCGCCGUGCGACUCGCUUCGACGACUCAGUCCGUUUACGAUCGACCCGUUAGGCGAAUCGUUGCGGAGGUGAAUAAGAAUCUUGACCGAGCCCUAAACUUGGUCCGUAAGUGCAAGCACAGUGGAAUCCUCCGUCAAGUCUUUGCUAUAACCACCACUGCUGAUUUCCGUAAAGUUUUGAACCUUCUUGAGUCUUCGAUCGGAGAUAUGAAAUGGGUUAUCUCCAUUUUCGACGCUGAUGGUGCUAACCUUUCUCUUCCUCCGAUUGCUAGUAACGACCCAAUUCUUUCGUGGGUUUGGUCCUCAAUCGCAACCGUUCAAAUGGGUCAGCUCAAGGCCCGAGUCGACGCAGCUAACGAGCUCGCGUCCCUCGCACGCGACAACGAUCGGAACAAGAAGAUCAUUGUUGACGAAGGGGGAGUUACGCCAUUGUUAAAGCUUCUCAAAGAGAGUUCUUCACCGGACGCUCAAAUUGCCGCCGCCAAUGCGCUUAUUAACCUUGCUACAGACUCGGAAAGGGUUAGAUUUAUUGCCGAUGCUCUUGGAAUUCCAUUUAUCGUUCAGGUUCUUGGGGACUCGCCGAUGAAAGUUCAGGUCUUGCUGGUGAAAUUAGUGGCCCAGAUGGCCGAGCUCGAUGCUGAUGCUCAAGAGGAGUUUGCCAGAGAGAACGUAACUCGGCCGCUUGUGUCUUUACUCGCCAUGGAUACGGUUCUUGAGGAGCCGAAGAUUAAUUCCGGUAAAACUAGUAUUCUUUCCAUUGUUCAAAUAAAUAAAGAAUUGACUGGAAAGCCUGGAAGUUUUCAGACCCAUUCGAGUCUGACUUCGAAUCCCUCUUUUUCUUCUCACCAUUCUGAUGGUAGUAUCCGUGGUGGGUAUUACAAGAAGGAGAAAGAUGUCGAGUCCCCUGAGCUAAAGCAUAAGCUCAAGGUUGGCUGUGCUGAGGCUCUUUGGAAACUUUGUAGAGAAAGUUUGAUUAAUAGUCGUAAAGUUACUGAGACCAAAGGGAUGAUUUGCUUAGCUAAGAUUAUAGAGAAGGAAGAGAAUGAUUUGCAGAUUAAUUGUUUAUUGACAGUUAAGGAGAUUGUAUCUGUAGCUGAGUCUUGUCCUGACCUUAGAAGAGCUGCUUUUAAGACCAAUUCUCCAGCUGCCAAAGCUGUUGUUGAUCAGCUUCUAAAUGUUAUUCAAGAGGGUACUCCGGCAUUGCAAAUUCCUGCCAUUAACUCAAUUGGGUGUUUGGCUAGAACUUUUUCGGCUAGGGAAACCCGAAUUGUUGGCCCUUUGGUUGCAUGCCUUGGUGCUGCAAAUGUUGAUGUAGCUACAGAGGCUGCUACUGCUUUGGCUAAGUUUGUCUCUCCGGAUAAUUUCAAUUGUGUGGAGCAUUCUAAGGCCAUCAUUGAAUUUGAGGGUGUCCCUCCUUUAAUGAGACUGCUAAAGUUUGAUGGCAAGCCUCAACUUCAGGGUACAAAGUUACUAUGUUACCUUUCGGUACAUGUUGGUAACAGCAAGGCUCUUGAACAAGCCCGCGCAUUGAAUGCCCUCGAGGGAGCUCGUUCUGCUGCUGCUCAACAUCCUGAUUUGAGGGAGGUGUAUCCUAAAGCAAUUCACCAUCUUGCUCUUUAUCAGGCUGGAGCUCAUCCCCACCGGCAAGCAUACACUCCAUGAGUGUGAAGAAUUUUGGUCAUAACUACCAUGGGAGAACGCUUCAAGGCGCCUUGACUUGUUUUGCUGAGCUAAAAUCAAUGCUGAUCGAUCCAGGGCUAUAGUAUCAACGUUGUGUUAAACAGGUAGUUUAACACAACGAGUUGAGUUGAUUGCGGAAACAAGAACAAGAGUCUGAAACUUAAGAGCUUGCAGUAUGGCAUUUGUAUUGUAUGUGCCGUUUUGUACAGGAUCAUUAAAGAAAAAAAUGCAAGUGCAACAAUGUUGUCUCUGCCAACAAAACUCAUGGCUAAUGGAUUAUAGGUAUACAUAUUUACUAUAUUUGUGUAAUUAAUUAUUAUGCUAUGUAUGUAUAAAACUCUUGGUAGCUCUAUCAUAAGAAAAAGAUUAAACAACAGACAUAAACACAAACACACCCACACACAUUCAUUAACUACUCAGUAGAAAAAUGGAUUUUAACAAGUUAA
Cannabis sativa is the source of this 2513-nucleotide messenger RNA. RefSeq lists its product as uncharacterized. Gene Ontology annotation, molecular function: protein binding. The coding region runs from base 229 to 2049 and encodes 606 amino acids. The record is from RefSeq and is a predicted model, not a curated record. The transcript has 2 exons. Gene Ontology annotation, biological process: cell surface receptor signaling pathway. NCBI's taxonomy places the organism in Eukaryota, Viridiplantae, Streptophyta, Magnoliopsida, Rosales, Cannabaceae.